Messenger RNA from Paramecium sonneborni, 658 nucleotides. NCBI's taxonomy places the organism in Eukaryota, Ciliophora, Oligohymenophorea, Peniculida, Parameciidae. The record is from the annotation of a GenBank genome assembly.
UAACAUGGAAACUGUAAGAUGUUUAAUCUUAAACAAAACAGAAAAUGAAUUGAUAUCAUGCUCUGAUGAUUCAACAAUCAAUUUUUAUUCCUUAUAAUUUUAAAAGAGCGAUUUGUUAUUUAAAUACUCUUUAAAAAAACAUGAAUAAAAAGUUACUUCAAUUUGUUUGAAUCAAUCUGAAACUACUUUAAUAUCUUGUAGUGAAGAUGGUUAAAUAAUUGUUUGGAAAAAAAAUGAAUAUGAUGAUUGGGAAUUCAAAAACUUUGUUAAUCAUUCUUUUACAUAGUAAGGGGGUAAAAUAGUUUUCAUUUAAGAUAAUUAGUUUAUUUGGACUUAACAUAAAGAAAAAAUAUUUCUUGUAUUUGAAGAAAAAGAUUAAAUUUUUAAAUAAAAAUCUAACAAAUCAAUAAUAUAUGAGAAUAAGUAAAAAGUUAAAUUUCCAUUUAUCUAUAACUCAUAAUUUAACUUAAUUAUUUGUAGUUAUGAUAAAACCAUAGAAGUGGUGAAAUAAUAAUCGGAUGGAACAUUCGUGAUAUUGUCAAGUUUUUAAAAUUAAAUAAAUGGCAAGUAGAAAGGAGUAGUUACAAACGACUCUAAAUACUUGCUCAUUUGGAAUUCACAACUGUCCAAUUUUAACAUAUUUAAAUUAUAUUCUUGA